UCCAAACGACUUCCGACCAAUUCAUCGAAUUGAAUAAUUUUCUCUCUAGUUGAAGAUGGCGCCGAAAUAUUAUUUUUUGUUAGCAAAAACAUAGGAAACCUUUCUUCGCAAACGGCAUUAAUAGGUGGACCUUGUAAACGGCGAAUAUGGGAUGACCGUCGCCUAUAGUUACCGCGCUUAGCUGUUCGUGCUUUUGUUUAGUACCCGCGCUGCUCUAUUGGCUCUGACAAAAAGUCGCUUGCCGUCCAACCGUCGGCUCGAAGCAAACACAUCAUCAAAUCAGGCUCCGAUAAGAGAUUUUCGCUGGCUCCGACAAUCUUUCUCUGUCUCCAACUGAAUAUUCCUGUGUAUGCGGACGAGUGGUAGGGCCACAUUACUGCGACGGUGACUACUACAUGCUGCUGCCACUCGCUGCCACCGCCGCUCCUGCUGCUAGCUGUUGUAGUUUUGAUGUCAGCAUUGUGGGUAGUGGUGGUGCCAAAAAUCCGUGGCGAACUCCUGAGUCGUUUGCAGGCCGAACAACGGUGUGAUAUUGAAUUCUUUGGGCCCAUCGAUACAACCCGGCGGAGCAAUAUGGCUAAACGUCGCGCAGAAAAGCAGUUAAAUGACAGAAACUGGGACGAUGAUGAAUCGGCCGAGGAAGCGGGAGUGUUCGAGCGCGCCUCUGAGGAUGUCCUCGCAAAAAGGACGAUUCGUAGAGCCAAAAGGAACCUGCCACAGUCAGAUGACGCUGCUGCACGUCCAAAUCCUUUCGCCGGCUUCAGCUUCAACCACAACGGGGGUUCCGCCAGUUCCGUGCCAACAGUCGCUGUCAACUCAAAUGGAACAAACUCCAACAGCCGAACAUCCGACGAAUAUCUCUUCAAGGUGGCCCAGCUGAAUCGAGAUAUUCAAAAGUUUAUCGACCGUCUGAUGAAGGAUAGUGGACCGUAUCUAAAUUUGACACCGUGUUUCGACGACUACAUCAAGCAUUUCCAACGUUUAACUACGGAAGAGGAGGAGCGGCAACAGAAGAACAACAAUAAUAACAUCAGCACGACGUAUUCAAUGACGUCCAUUACUGGUGGAUUUGGAACAUCGACAGGUGCUGUCACUACUUCGAAGGCAGCGGCAGAUACCGAACCCAAGAUCACAUUCAGUUUCGGAGCUAAAGCGGCAACGACUCCUUUUACUACGACUGCUCCUAAGGCAUCAACCGACUGCAAUUCGAACGUGGGGCCAAGUGCGGGGUUUAACUUUGGUGUCCCGGCGAAUACAGUCAGUAACAGCCUGAAUAGUAAUAGUAGCAGCAGUGGUGCGAAAGAUGCAAAUUCACCGGUUAAAUUUACGUUUGGAGCUCCCCCGAGCACAUCACAGGCUGCGUCAUCUUCUGCUUCGUCACCAGUUAAAUCUGUAUUUCGCUAUUCAUCUGCUGUCUUUGGCGCCCCAACGUCUUCAACUGCCAGUACAGAGCCACCAGUCACAUUUAAAUUUGGUAGUACGCUCACAGCUGGCUCCGGGGAUAAAACGGCUGAAAAGGCGACAACGUCGAAGCCGGUUUUCGCAUUCAACGCGAAAACCGGCUUCGAGUUUGGAUCAACUAUUUCAGCGUCGAAUUCGGCCAUUCCAGCCACAACAGCAGUUCAAGAUGACAAUGACGACGAAGAGGAAGCUCCGCCUAAGGUUGAGGUUACGCAUGAGGAAGAAGGGUCACUUUACAUGAAAAAGGUGAAGCUGUUCUACAAGAAGCCGGAAUCCGACGAAAAAGGUCAGUAUGCAGACAAGGGUGUUGGAUUCCUUCAUAUCAAGAAGUUGGAUUGCGGAGGCUAUCAGCUGCUCGUACGAGCACAAAGCACAUUAGGAAACGUGCUACUCAACAUUCGUCUAGGGAAGGAUAUGCCAGUGAAACAUGUUGGUAAAAACAACGUCGCGAUUAUGUGUGUGCCAAACCCUCGAUUGGAUCCGAAAGCUAAAGACGAUAAACCCGAUCCGCCGACCAUGUUCUUAAUUCGAGUAAAGACCUUCGAGGAUGCUAUUGAGCUACGUGACAAACUCAUCGAAUAUAAGGAUUCGGUUUAAAAGAAAGAUUUACUGAAUGACGAAUUCAUUGACAGUUCGGAAACUACGAGCGAAAUUGGCCGCCCAUUAAAUUUCUGCUUAUAUGCCGGGGAAAAAUACGUAGUCGAACUUCAUUAGUAAUCAGCAUCAUACAAGGCAAGUUUUAUUGAGGUUGCGAGUACAUAACGACCAUUAUGCGCUUGCAUGUAUGCGAAUGAAUGAGUAUGCUUGACUGACGUAAACGUUUACGGGGAUUAAUGAAGGGCUACAUGAAAUGAAAGUAAGGGUACGGCGUCGAAUGGUAACACUGUAUUCUAAGCGGCUACAGAACGGCCAAGUAAACCUGACGCACUGUGUGCUUCCCAUGAGCUGUAUAUUCUCUAAGUAAUAGUGGUGUUGUAUUGUGUUGAACAGAACGUGGAAAAAAAGAGUUAGUGGUGACGAAUUAAGGAGAAAUUGCUAUUUCGAAAA
Molecule: messenger RNA, 2508 nt
Organism: Varroa destructor (honeybee mite)
Lineage: Eukaryota; Metazoa; Arthropoda; Arachnida; Mesostigmata; Varroidae
Gene: Nup50
Product: nuclear pore complex protein Nup50
Biological process (GO): protein import into nucleus
Cellular component (GO): nuclear pore
Source: RefSeq, a predicted model, not a curated record